Molecule: messenger RNA, 2540 nt
Organism: Drosophila ficusphila
Lineage: Eukaryota; Metazoa; Arthropoda; Insecta; Diptera; Drosophilidae
Gene: Atu
Product: another transcription unit protein
Exons: 4
Coding region: 94-2217 (707 amino acids)
Biological process (GO): positive regulation of transcription elongation by RNA polymerase II; transcription elongation by RNA polymerase II
Cellular component (GO): Cdc73/Paf1 complex; nucleus
Molecular function (GO): RNA polymerase II C-terminal domain phosphoserine binding
Source: RefSeq, a predicted model, not a curated record
AAUGGUCAAUUUGAUGUCUCUCCCAUCUCUAAACGCGAAUUCUUUUCUUUUUAUUCCCGAUUUUUCAAGUUUUAAUUGAGUUUAUUUCACAUAAUGGGCGACCAAAACUCCGACGAUGAGAGCGGCUCGUCCGGCUCCAGUCGUAGUGGCAGCCGCAGUAGGAGCGGCACGCCGCAAGGCGGUAGUGCACCGGGAUCCCCCCGUAGUCGCAAGUCGGGCAGCGGCAGUGAUCGAUCUCGUUCGGGCUCCAGAUCAUCCCGUUCGCGUUCUGGCUCCGGUUCUCCUCGCAGUGCCAGAUCCGGAUCUGCUCAAAGCCAGAGGUCGGGCUCCGCACACAGUCGCAGGUCAGGAUCUGCCCGUAGCCGUAAAUCAGGGUCGCCAGGAUCCCCACAAAGUCAUAGAUCAAGAUCCCCUCAAAGUCGUAGAUCGGGAUCCCCACAAAGCCGUAGAUCAGGUUCUCCCCAAAGUCGGAGAUCAGGCUCGCCCCAAAGUCGCAGGUCAGGAUCUCCCCACAGCCAAAGAUCCGGAUCCGCUCGAAGUCGCAAAUCCGGCUCGGCUCACAGUGCUACAUCACGUUCCCGCUCGCGUAGUGGCACACCUAAGGGCAGUGGCAAUGAGGAGUCGCGGUCCAACUCGCCUAAUCUCCAGAUUGACGAUGAACGUGCCAACUCUAAAAGCGGCAGUCGCAGCCGGAGCAGAAGUGGAAGUCGCUCCUCCAGGUCGCGCUCCAAGACUGGAUCUCCCUCGCCCAACAGAAGUCGCAGUCGCAGUGGAUCCGGCUCCGGAAGCGAUAUUGGUGUGCCGAAAAAGAAGCCACGACGAGCGAGUGGCUCCGAUCAGGAAAAACAGAAAAGCGGCAGCGAUAGCGACAUGGAGGAGUCGCCCACCAAAGCGAAGAAAUCACGGCUUAUCGAUUCAGACAGCGAGUCCGACCAGGAAGAGGCCAAGAAAGCCCCCGCUGCUGCUGACAUAUUUGGCGAUGCCGACGAUAUCAGUGAUGAUGAAGAGGAGUCUGGGCCAGUCACCAGCAAGUCCCCAGCGCGUUCUAAGAGUCGCAGCAGGAGCAGGUCUCGAUCCCGCAGUCGUUCGAUGAGUCGAUCGCGUUCCCGGUCCAGAUCACGGUCACGGGAUAAAGUCGAGUCCCAGCUAGAGCCGGCACCCAAAGAGGAUGAGCCCGAGCCGCUUCCGGAGACCCGAAUCGAUGUGGAGAUUCCGCGCAUCUCCGCAGAUCUUGGAAAGGAGCAGCACUUUAUCAAACUGCCCAACUUCUUGUCGGUGGUCACUCAUCCCUUCGAUCCAGAGACCUACGAAGAUGAGAUAGACGAAGAGGAGACCAUGGAUGAGGAGGGAAGACAGCGCAUCAAGCUCAAGGUGAGCAACACGAUUCGCUGGCGAGAGUUCAUGAACAACAAGGGCGACAUGGUGCGCGAGUCCAAUGCGCGAUUCGUGCGCUGGUCCGACGGGAGCAUGUCCCUUCACUUGGGCAAUGAGAUCUUUGAUGCCUACAGGCAGCCGUUGCUAGGAGACCACAACCACCUGUUCAUCCGCCAGGGCACGGGUCUGCAAGGACAGUCCGUCUUCAGGACCAAGCUUACUUUCCGACCGCACUCUACUGAAUCGUUCACGCACAAGAAGAUGACGAUGUCGUUGGCCGAUCGGUCCAGCAAAACAAGUGGAAUCAAGAUCCUGACGCAAGUGGGCAAGGAUCCCACCACGGAUAGGCCUACGCAGCUCAAGGAGGAGGAGGCCAAGCUGCGCCAGGCGAUGCGCAACCAGCACAAGGCACAGCCCAAGAAGAAGAAAGCGGGCGCCGGUGAACCGCUUCUGGGUGGCGGCACUUCAUCCUACCAGCACGACGACGGCAGCGACGACGAGAAUGCCAUUAGCCUAAGUGCCAUCAAGAACCGGUACAAGAAGGGCUCUGGUGGGGGCCAGGCGGAGGUGAAGGCCUCCACGAUCUAUUCCUCGGAUGAGGACGAGGGCUCGGACUUCGAGGCACGUCGCAGCAAGAAGGUGGACAAGGCCAAGGCCAGCAAGGCGUUGCGCGAUUCAGACAGCGAGUCGGACGCGGGCAGCGCCAAGAGCGACAAGAGCGGCGGCGGAGGCAGCGGCAGCGACAACGAUGGCAGCCAAAAGAGUGGUGGCGGCAGCAGCAAGUCGGGCAGUGGAAGCGGUAGCGGCAGUGGCUCCGGCAGCGGAUCGGGAAGCGAUGAUUAGGCUAUCUAGUUUGUGUUGCUCGAGUCGGCCAUUAAAAUAAGUGAUUAAUUCUUUUGUGUUUAUCUUGAACUGAAGUGUUUAAUUAAAAGUGUGGUUCAAAAGCUUAAAAAAAUUGUUUAGCUUUAAUUUUUGAAGACUUUUUAGAUCUGCGCAAAUUUUUGUAUAUUGGGACAACGUACCUUUUCAAGCACAAAGUCCAAAAACAAACACUUAUUUAAAUAUUAGGAAGCAGAAAGUAACAUUUUAAGGUGAAAUGCAGAACCUUUUGAAAAUAAAAGAUGUUUACAAUGACGAAUAAACGUAAAAAAAAAACUUCAAACAAA